This is a messenger RNA of Ipomoea nil (Japanese morning glory), 1266 nucleotides long. RefSeq lists its product as uncharacterized. The transcript has 5 exons. The coding region runs from base 1 to 1266 and encodes 421 amino acids. Gene Ontology annotation, molecular function: zinc ion binding. The record is from RefSeq and is a predicted model, not a curated record. Lineage: Eukaryota; Viridiplantae; Streptophyta; Magnoliopsida; Solanales; Convolvulaceae.
AUGAGUUACUUGGCUCAACAUUGGGGUGCAAUUGACUUGUAUGUUGAGCAUGAGAUAGAUGAGGCAGAGGUUGUUCCAAAUUUACCAUUACUAGAACCUGAGCAUGCAAAACAUAUUCAAGAAGAUGUUGAAGAAGUUGAUUUGGAAAGCAAUAAUGAAGAUGGAGAUUCUGAUUUGGAAAGAAGUCCUCAAGAUGGAGCUGAUUUCGUUGAUGUUGAGUGCCAAAAUGCAGAAAAUAAUGAUGAGGACAUUGGAAGGGGUGGGGCAGAAGGUGACACUGAAAAUGUGGGUGAGAAGGAUGUGCAAAGUCAGUAUUAUGACUCUGAUGACUCGAGAUUCUAUGUUUGUUUUGCAGCUGUAAAGAAAGGGUUUUUAGAAGGAUGUAGCAAAGUAAUUGGGUUGGAUGGAUGUUUUUUCAAGGGGAUGUUGAAAGGUGAAAUAUUGAGUGCAGUUGGUAGAGAUGCUAACAACCAAAUGUAUCCUAUAGCCUGGGGGAUCGGAUUAACACGUGUGAUUAAAGAGUUGUUUCCUGACGCUGAGCACCGUAACUGUGCAAGACACGUGCACGCCAAUUGGAGUAAGUUGCAUAGAGGCAAAGUGUUGAAAAAACACUUCUGGAUGUGUGCAAAGACUACCAAUGAACCUGAAUUUCAAGAACAAAUGAAAUGUUUAGGAAAGAUGGACCCUACAACAAAAGUUGACUUAGAAAGGUACCCUCCAAGAUUUUGGUGCAAAGCUUUCUUUAGAACAACUGUCAAGUGGGAUGCUGUGGAUAAUAAUCUCAGUGAGGCUUUUAAUAGAACCUUGGUCAAAGCAAGAGUCAAGCCCGUUAUCCCUAUGUUGAAAGACAUAAGAGUAGGGGUGAUGCGGAAGAUUGCAAAAAAAAUUAAAUCGGUGGAAAGCUGGACUGGAAAUUAUGGACCAUUGAUCAUGAAGAAGUUGGAUACAAAUAUACAUGAAAGUAUGGGGUGGAAGAUUGAUUUCAAUAGAGAUGAUGGUUAUGAAAUUAAGAAAGGGAGACAACAAUUCAAGGUCAAACUUGCAUGUAGAAGUUGUUCAUGCAGGGCAUGGGAUCUUUAUGGUGUACAAUGCCCACAUGCAAUAUGCGCCAUCUUCGACGUUGGAAGGGAACGUCAUGAGUACAUUGACCCGUGCUAUUCAAAAGAGGCAUAUCUAAGGACCUACGUCCAUGCACUUCAACCAAUGAAUGGAGAGCUAUUCUGGCCAAGGACACAAAAUGAGGAGAUACUUGCUCCAAUUCCUUAA